Molecule: messenger RNA, 1212 nt
Organism: Schizophyllum commune H4-8
Lineage: Eukaryota; Fungi; Basidiomycota; Agaricomycetes; Agaricales; Schizophyllaceae
Exons: 1
Coding region: 1-1212 (403 amino acids)
Source: RefSeq, a predicted model, not a curated record
AUGGGUGUGUACAGAUGCACGUCUAGGACGCCUUCCCUAGCCAGCCUCAACUCUGGCUCUGCCUCGUCCAUUCUGCGUCAACCGUCCGAGAAGCGCGUUUCUGGCCACCGCACGAAUCCGUACCGGCGCGAGGGCAAGGCCCUAUUACGCAAGGAGUCGACGCUGCUUGCCAUACCAGGCUCUUUUCCUCGUACACAACCGCAGAACACCACAAGCGCCUCGGUUCCUUCUGCUUCGUCGACGACGACGCCGCAGGACGCGAAUACUCCAUUGUCUUGGGCCUCCCUCGCCAAGGCGUGCCUCUUUUCGCCUCCUGAACACCCUGUCAGGCCAUCUGCAACUGCGGAGCCCGUCGAUGCGAAGCCUCAGCGACGCGAGACCCGGGCGGCCAAGCGCAAGUUUUAUCUUCGCGCUCUAGCCACUGGCGAUGCGAAGGCGGACAAAGCUCUGGAGAGAUUGAGCUACCCGGAGCUGAAGGGUCGCUAUAAGGUCUUGCAGGCCAGCCACAGCGAGGGUCUGAUCAGGGACACUCAUAACUGCAUUAACCGUCUGCAGGCCGAGCUGCAGGCGCAGCAAUUCCAGCACUCGAUCGACAUAACAAAACUUACGAACGCCAACGCAAAGCUGCGUGCCCAAACCGAGGAGUAUGCUGAGGUGAUAAACAACAGUCGCGCCGAGAUCUCUCGCCGAGAGAAGGCCAUGCAGUUGCUCUCAGAUCGCAUCAAGCACCUCGAGCAGGAGGCCCGCCGUAUGCAGCAGGAGGCAGCGCGCUUGCUGCAGGAGAACGAACGUCUUCGCGAGGCUGCUGCUGCGCGACCUGCGCGAAACAAGCCGACGCAAGGGGUCGCAAAGGCCGAGGAGUUUGCUGCUCUGGGCAAGAUGUUCAUCAACCAUCACCUUAGCUGGGCACAGAUCCUGAAUGGGAAUGCGACGGCGACCUUCGACUUCGACAACUUCCCGUGGCCAGUCAUCCCUGGCCAAUCCGCCGAUAUCGACCAUGUCACAGAGGCCUCGCUCCGGUUUUACUACACCCACCCCAUACGCCCAGGGCCUCUGGAUUUGUCGAAGGAGAUUUCUAAAUACCACUCGGACCAGUUCGACAACAGAGGGCUCAAGUAUUUCAAGGACCAGGACAAGAAGAAGGCGCGGGAGCUUGCGACGCAUAUUGCUCAGCUGCUCAUCAUCCUUCGCAAGAAGAUGGGUCGGCGCUGA